ACCCCACGUGACUUGGACUUUACGGAAAAGAAAACCCAUCAUGGCAGGAUCCGAGUCGUCAAGUAAAAUGCGUACUAUCAUGGCCUUUAUUGCUCUUUUAUUUGCCCUAUUAUCUUCUGGACAUUGUAGCAGUCAAGUACCACUUGUAAUGUGGUCCAGUGAAGGGUACACCAUGCCACCCGUGGUAUCUCCAUCUGCUGGUCACAUACUAUCUAAUGUCCAGCUGAUGUCCUACCUAAACUCUGCUCUGGGGUCUGCCCCACACAACGUGCUGCUCUUCCUACAGGACAAGCUGAGCAAAGAUGACUUCACAAGGUAUGGAGGAGUUUUUGGAAACAAACAAGACAGUGCCUUUCCCAACCUGGAGUCUGCAUUGCAGUCUUCCCCUUCACCGUUGGUGCUGCCUGCACUAUCAUGGCUUGAUGCUAGUGCAGUCCCAGGUCUUCUACGGGAGAAGCUGGGUGUCUCCCCACUCAGCGUAGACUCAGACACACUGGAGCAUCUCCGACUCAAUGCAUCAGACAACACUCUACUGCUUAUCAACCUGCCCUAUCCUACUGGUGCUUACCCGUCCUGUAAGGAAGUCCUGCGUAGCAAUGAUGAGGUCAUUGGUAAGGUUCUGAGCAUCAUGAAAGCCCAGGGUGUUCCCUACACUGCUAUUUACACUGGACUCAAGCCCUCACGAGUGAUUGAGGAGAAAUCCAUGGUUGGCCAGUCUUCUAUAGGCCGGUCCUUGCUGCAGACGGUUGUCAAUGAGGUCAAACCUCCUUUGACGUUUAACACUACUAAUGGCCCUUGCAUCAUGCUCUGGGCCCAGAAUCUCAACGUCAGCUUUAAUAACCUGGAAUGGAUUGACCUUGGUCCAUUGACCUUUGCUCCAGGUGGCUCUGUGAGCACGGCUGGGUCCUUCUGUAAUGGAACAAACUCAAAGCUUGUCCUUGAUUAUGGAAGUUCUGUUCCAACGUACAACCCCUUCCGUCUCAUCUUCUCCAUGAGCCAGCGGCGCUACCCUGUAUCUGCACGAAACUGGUUCACCCUGGACACAGUGGAACUGCUAUUCAAUGCCGAUACAGCCAUCUACAAUGGCAGCCGGGGCAUCUAUGCCCCCGCAGAGUACUCUUUCCACUGCCAGAAUGUCAACAACUUCCGUAAUGCACUGCUUGUGCCCCGCACUCAGAAUGCUACCCAGUGGAGGAUCCUCUUCACCGACUUCCAGAUCCAAGGCUUCAGUAUACUGAACAGAACAACAGAUUUCUCCUAUGCCAGUGACUGUGCUGGCUUCUUCACACCAGGGAUCUGGAUGGGCCUGAUCACCUCUCUGCUGAUGCUGCUAAUCCUCACCUACGGCCUGCACAUGAUCAUGCAGCUACGCUCCAUGGACCGCUUUGACGACCCUAAAGGCCCCUCAAUCUCCGUGCCUCAGUCGGAGUAAUGAAGACAAGAGAACGCCCCCGAGCUUGGUCCCAGAUCUGUUUGUGCUGUCUUUCCUUACCCCUAUGGUAAUUAUCGUGUGACGUUGACCAUGUGACAAUGUGAGUUGGCAAGACAAUACAAACAGAUCUGGAACCAGGCAAACCCCUUCACUCCCCUAACUUAUGUUCCAUCCACUUUGAUUUGCUCAUGAGUUGUUCAAUAUAUUAUGUUGUUAUUUGCUUACUUGCUUUAGCCACCUCCACCCCUGUUCUCUGAUUGUCAGCAUUGAGCAUUCCCAUCCUCUUAGCCUUUAUCAAAUCACAUUUUAUUUGUCACAUGCUUCGUAAACAACAGGUGUAGACUAACAGUGAAAUGCUUUCUUAUGGGCCC
This is a messenger RNA of Coregonus clupeaformis (lake whitefish), 1803 nucleotides long. Its product is annotated as V-type proton ATPase subunit S1. Lineage: Eukaryota; Metazoa; Chordata; Actinopteri; Salmoniformes; Salmonidae. The record is from RefSeq and is a predicted model, not a curated record. Bases 41 to 1432 code for a protein of 463 amino acids. Gene Ontology annotation, cellular component: proton-transporting V-type ATPase complex. The transcript is spliced from 10 exons.